Diabrotica virgifera virgifera (western corn rootworm) is the source of this 13057-nucleotide messenger RNA. RefSeq lists its product as uncharacterized. The record is from RefSeq and is a predicted model, not a curated record. The transcript is spliced from 2 exons. The coding region runs from base 328 to 1977 and encodes 549 amino acids. NCBI's taxonomy places the organism in Eukaryota, Metazoa, Arthropoda, Insecta, Coleoptera, Chrysomelidae.
GAACUUGACAAUUUUUUUUUUAUUUAUUUAUUAUAUUUGUCUACAUAUAGAAACAACGCAUACCAAAUAUCAACCCUCAAAUCGCAAUAUUUAAUUUACAAUGCACAUUUAAAGUUGUGAUCACCAGCUAUCCAUUUUAAAUAACAGGAAGAGCGCUGUGACGUCACGGCGCUCGUUCCAGGACAAGAGAACAACGAACUGGCAACACUGUUGCCACAAACUGUCAACUGUAAAAACUGUGUUUUGAAGGUUAGAUUUUGUUCGGAGUUCGGUGAUAAUUUAUUUUUGCUUUUUAUUAUCUGUGCUUUAAUAAUAUUAUUAAUAAUAAUGGAAGCAACACAAAAUCAAUAUUACAAAUAUUGUAUCGUUCACUUGUGUUCCAAUACCACUUAUAAAACACCCGGAAAGUUAUUUAUUCGUGUGCCUAAAGAUCAAAAACGUCGUUUAAAAUGGUUAAAGGCAUGCAGAAAAAAUGAGAAAGAUAUUUCACAGAAAACUACAGCCCAUGUAUGUGAGGAUCAUUUUAAUCUUGAAGAAGACAUUGAUAACUAUGUUAAAUACAAGUUAAUGGGUGGUCCAAAAAAAAUGAAACCAAAUGUAGUGCCUCAUAUAUUUGAUUGCCAGCAAAGUAGAAAAAGAUCUUUUGAAAAUCAUCCCAGGGCAGCAGGUACUAAGAGAACUGCAAAAAGAAUUGUUGAUGAAGCUAUUUCUUUGGUGCCACAAGAUCCAGUUUGUAUUCAGGAGAAUUUGGGCAUAGUUGCAUGUAGUAGUAAGACCAUUCACCCUAUGGAAAUUCAGCUGGAAACAAAAAAUGACAUUGAAGUUUCAAAAAGGGAUGUCUCUUCACAAACCCGUCCUAGUGUUAGGACUAAAGGUGUUCAAUGUAACCUACAUUGUGGAAUUACAGUAGCGUUAUCGCCAAUCAGAAUUAUUCCAGACAACAUAGAGAUGAAGCCAUCAACGAGUUAUGUGACAAAUAUUUCUGAAACUACUCUAAGCAUACAAAGUAGUGGUCAUGAAAAUUUUAGUGAAAGUGUUAGUGGAAGUAGUGAGUAUACUUUAACGCCUGGUGAAGUGAAAAAACUUAAUGAUGAAAAGAGAACUGAAUUUAAAAAUCUGACAAUGAAUUGUACAAUUACAAAGUUACAAAACAGACCUAGAUUGUAUAUGGGAUUACCAGAACAUGCAUACUACACAUUUCAAUUGCUAGAAAAAUAUUGCACGGUAAAUUCUAUGUAUAUAUUUUUAACACUAAAAAAAAUCAGGACUGGACUUUCUUUUUUAGCUCUAGCAGAUGAUUUUGGCAUAACUGAAAGUUAUGCUUCAAAAAUAUUUUCGAAAUCUGUUCCAAUUAUAAGUAAAUAUUUAAGAAAAUGUAUAAUACAACCUCAGGUUUCAUUCGUGAAAUCAAAUUUACCUAUAGCUUUUCGAGCUCGAUAUUGUAAUAUUUACUGUAUAAUUGAUUGUUUAGAAAUAGAGAUAGAGAAACCAACUGAUGCAGUGAAACAAUCUUUAACAUGGUCAGAAUAUAAAAAAUGUAAUACACUUAAAUAUUUAAUAUGUUGCACUCCUGAUGGUAUCAUAAAUUAUAUAUCGACAGCAUUUGGGGGUCGUACAUCUGAUGCUAUCAUUGCAGAACAUAGUGGUUUUUUAAAUAUUUUACCUUCAAAUGUUGCUGUUAUGGCAGAUAGGGGAUUUAAACAUAUUGACCAUUUACUUAGGUCUAAAGGUUGUGUACUAAUCAGGCCACCGAGUGUCUCUGUAGGUACAAAACCUAGUAAAGAUGAGGUAUUUGAGACCAAACGAAUAGCUAGCUUGAGAAUUCAUGUAGAAAGAGUUAUUCGUAGAUUGAGAGAAUUUUCAUUUUUAGCACCACAUGCAUGUAUUGAUAAUAAAUUGUUGUGUUAUUCAGAUAAUAUUAUCAAAAUAGUGUGUGGAUUAAUCAACUUGCAAUCAGGAAUAAUUUCAGGACGGUAACUUUUUGUAGGUUUUACUUUUAUACUUUGUAGGUAGUUAUUUAGUUUUAGAAAAAAAUUUUAGAAUAUUUUUAAGAAAAUGGUUGGUAAAAACCUGAUAUUUCAUAUUAUUACUAUUUCACUAUUUGCAAUAUAUUAUUAUUAUCUGAUCUUAUACAAUUCUAAUGCGACAAGCCAUGCAGUUUCCCAGGACAGUACCUAACUUUUUAUAACGGGAUAAUUUUAUUAUACAGGGUGUAACAAAAAUACAGGUCAUAAAUUUAAUCACAUAUUCUGGGACCAAAAAUAGUUCUAUUGAACCUAACUUACCUUAGUACAAAUGUGCACGGAAAAAAGUUACAGACCUUUGAAGUUACAAAAAUCGAAUUUUUCCAAUAUAUAGAAAACUAUUAGAGAUUUUUUAUUGAAAAUGUACAUGUGGUAUUAAGUAUUAUGGCAGUAGUAUUUUAAGAAAAAAUUAUAAUGAAAUUUUAACACUCCAUAAAAUUUUUAUGGGAGUUUGGUUACUUUAAACCCCCCCCCCCCCCACUUUUGUGUACGUGUAUUUAAAUAUUAUUGUAGUGCCAUUAGUUAAACACAAGUUUUUAAAAACUUUUUUGAUUCUUAGUAUUUUUUCCAAAAGUCAGUUUUUAUCGAGAUAGUUCAAUAUUUGUCAAAUCCACCACAUAUUUGUAUGGUAAAGUACGAUUAUGGAGACUUGGUAAUAAUAUGAAAAUUUAUUUAUGAUUUACAUUUUUUGUAUAUUUUGAACCAUAUUAAAAAAGAAGCCACAUCUCGAUAAAAGAUGCUUUAUCAAAAAAAUACAAAGAGGCAAAAAAGUUUUAAAAACACUGUGUUUAAUUAAUGAUACCGCAGUAAUAGUUUAAUUGGAACGUACACAAACAUUUGGGGGGUUUAAAGGAACAAAACCCUCAUAAAAUUUUUAUGUAAACAUAUUAAAAAAGAAGCCUCAACUCGACAAAAACUGCCUUAUCGAAAAAAUACUAAGAGGUAAAAAAGUUUUAAAAACAUUGAAUUUAACUAAUGGGAUCACAAUAAUAAUAAUAUAUUUGGAACGUACACAAAAGUUUGGGGGGGUUUAAGGGAACAAAACCCCCAUAAAAUUUUUAGGGGUGCACAAAUUUCACUAUAAUUUUUCUUUAAGAUGUUCUUUCCAUAAUAAUGCCACGUGUCCAUUUUCAACAAAAAAUCUCUAAUAGUUUUCGAUAUAUUCAAAAAAAUCAAUUUUCAUUUUGUAACUUCAAAGGGCUGUAACUUCUUUUGUGUGCAUGCUUGCACUAAGGUAUGUUAGGUUCAUUUGAACUAUUUUUGGUCCCAGAAUAUGUGGUUUAAUUUAUGACCUGUAUUUUUGUUACACCCUGUAUAUAUUUUAAACAAACUACAUAUGUAGGAAAGUAAUGUAAAAUAUUUUUUUCUAUUCUCAUACUAUACUAUAAUAAGUAUAAUAUAUCAAUUAUGAUUUCACUACCAGCAUCAUAGUGAACUUCAUUAUGAUAGUGAAAUCUACCUAUCCACUACCUAGUGAAGGUAGUGAAAUAAUAUAUAAUAAACUUCAUUAGGAUACAGAUUUUUAACCAAUAGAAUCGCGAUAUGGCAUUUGAGAUGAAGGUGUCACACACGCAGUUACCAAUGGCGAGUCAAAUACAUACUCUUUGGCAGUUCUCAAUAUGUAAACAAACUGACAAACUACUUAAUUUGUUUGCGUUACAAAAUUAAUAAAUUUGAAUAUAUUAUUUGUAGUGAAUGAUAAUAAUAAAAAAAAUUGUGUAUACGACUUGCAUUUAAUUAUCAUUAUGAAGCUCAUACUCUAUACGAAACUUGCCGCUAGGCAGCUCGUUUGAUAUCCCUCAUACUCACUUUAUAAUGACCAUCAUUAAAUGCUCGUUGCAUAAUAUACUAUGUAUUAAAAUCGAAUACACUAAUUUUAUUAAAAUUUAAUAGUAAUUUUUGAUAUAAGCAUUAAAAAUACUUAUCAACAUGUCUUUAUGCACAAGAAAUCCACAACUACAAACUUACUAUCUUAUGAAACAUCUAUUAUCAGAGAUCUGGAAAGAAAAUGUCCGGUAGAUUGUAUAUACACAGAAUUUUCAAAAGCCUUUGAUAGGAUUGAACACUACUUACUGUUACAUAAACUUAAGGUAUAUGGUUUCAACAAUCAGCUUUUAAAGUGGUUUGCUAGCAAUUUAAUAGGUCGCACACAAAAAGUCAAACUGGGUUCAUUUAUGUAAGAUGCAAUACAAAUAAAAUCUAGAGUUCCACAAGGUGCUCAUUGCUCGCCCCUUCUGUUCAAUCGAUUUGUUAAUGAUAUAGGUGAAUGUUUUAAUCACUCUAAGUACUUGCUAUUUGCUGAUGAUUUAAAGAUGUACAGAUCUAUCAAAGAUCAUGAAGAUUGUAGUCUCCUUCAAAAUGAUCUCAAUAAUUUAGUUAAGUGGUGUAACAAAUACAGACUCUUUUUAAACAUUAAUAAAUGUCAUUUCAUUAGCUUCCACAAAGUUGCAAAAAAAUAUCAAUAUCAUCAUAUGUCAUCGACAGUAAGGCGCUCUCUUAUGUUAAAACAGUAAAGGAUUUAGGAGUAAUAUUCGAUGAAAACCUAACGUUUGUGGAUCACAUUAACUAUGUGACAGCAAAGGCUUCAAAAGUAUUGGAAUAUAUACUUCGCAGUUGUGCUGAUCUUUCCCUUAAUACAAUAAAGGCUGUUUACACAUCAUUGGCUAUAUCUCUAUUAGAAUUCUCCUCUAUUGUCUGGUCACCAUUUUAUAAUGUUCAUGUUGUUUGUCUCUAGAGAGUUCAAAAUAAGUUGUUAAGAUUUGUAGCGUACAGAUUGGGAUAUAAUGUUAUUGAACUAAACCAACCACAACUAUACCAUCAUCCGUAGUGAUCUCAAUUUGCACUCCUUAAAAGACUGUAGAAUUAUAAAUGAUCUAGCUUUUAUUUAUAAACUAUUAAAUAGUGAAAUCAAUUGCCCUGAUUUAUUAAAAUUAAUAAACUUUAAUAUUCCAAACCAUGAUCUGAGCAAUAAUAACUUUUUUUUUAAUGGCAUAGACUUUAUGUCAUUCAGCCAGUCACAACAUGAGUAUUAGUGUCAUGUGUAGUGUGUAUGUUGAGUAAGUGUCUUGUUACUUUGCAAAGUCGACGUCAUUGUCUUUGCAAAGAGACGCUAAUUGUACCCGAACGUCUGCGGACCCUCCCGUGAGUACCGAUCCCUCAAGGACAGAAACUAUAUUCAUUUAUUAAUUUACAAUAAAUGAAAAAUAUCUGACCCUGGCGGGAUUCGAACCCACAACCUUUCGGAUUUUUUUGAUCCAAAGGCAGGCGCUCUUACCACUGAGCCACGGAGGGGGUUAAAUAAUAACUUGUUACAUGUACCUCAUCAUUCAACAAACUAUGGUCUUAACUCACCAAUAGAUAGAACUUUGAGUCACCUGAAUGAUUUGGACAUCGAUUUAUUCUCUUCUUCCAGUACUUAGAGCAUUUAAAAACCGACUAAAAUCAAUUUUUCCAGUCAGCACUGGUUUAAUAUUAUAUUUUCAGUAGAUUUGUUAAUUUUUGCCAUGGACAAUGCUUUUGUAUUAUGUAAUUUAUUAACUUUUUAUUGUCUGUAGUUAGUUGAUGAAUGUCGGUUUAUAUUAUAUUUAUCAUUAUGCAUUGUCACUGCAUAGCGUGGAUUGUGUGUAUGUUAAAUUUAGUUUUAUUGUAAUGUACUUACUACAGUUUUAUGCUGUCACACUUUCAUUUAAUUCAUUUAAUUUAAUUUUUUGUUUUUUUCCUGUUUUACUAGACUUUACUACUAUGUACUACUUUUACUUCUACUUAUUGUUUAUAUAUGUAUAUUUUUUAUGAAAUUGGGGAAACCUGUAAAUAAAUAAAUAAAAGUACAAUUUUACGCAUGUACAUACAAACACGCAUGUGAAGGUUUGCAGAAUGAGCGAAGCGAAUUCUGCAAUUCACAUAAGUGCCUUAAAAAUGUACUUUUUAACACGUAAGUAUAUCAUACAAUAUUUUUUCUACAAACGUUAUAAAUUUAUAAAAUACAAUAUUUUUGUUAUUUGCUGAAACCAUGAAACCUAUGACCCGUAAAAGGUAGAAUUUGUUGUCUACACUCGAGGGGAAUGUCUAAAAAUUCUUAGCGAAAAUAUUAUACCGUUACAUAAACUUGUUUUUUCUACAAACGUGUUAAAAAUGCAAUAAUAUAGUUUACUCUUUCAAAUUGUGCAAGUUGUACUAUUAAUCAUAAAUAAAAUAUAAAUAUUUUGACGUUUCAAAAUUUGACAUUUCACUUUUAACUGCAGUGCUUUAAAAUUUUUAGUGCACCCAGUGCUUUAAAGUAGCAUUUUUAACGCUCCUAUGGAGUGCUAAAAAUUGCAUUUUUAACACGUUUUUAGAGGAAAUAAUUUAAAGCUUUAUUUAACUUUAUAUUUACUUGAUUUACAUGCAAGACAUUUAUUAUUCAAAAAAUUUAAUUUUUAAUUCUAUUGACUGCUUGUUACUCCUAAAAUUUUGAAAAAAAAAAUGAGAGAUGUAACUGUAGAUGGCAAUUGAUUGAAUCUCCCAUCGUAUGGCGAUAGGUAAAAUGACUAGUGCUGAAUAAAAUAUAAUCAAUAAAUGUAGUAAACGACAGUAACUUUGUGUGUGUGUAUGUGUGUGUGUGUGUGUGAAAAAAUGGCUUGAAUGCGUGUCCGUUAGCCACAGAUUUUUAUUUUAUUUUUACCUCUAUUUAUUAGUUUUGGUAUAUUUAUACGUACAUAUUUCACUUAAAUGACAUAUUUGUUUCUUUCAAGUAGUUUAUGAGCAAUUUAAAUAUUUCCAUUUUAUGACAACUUAGUAGAUAUUCUAUACUAAUUUGAAAAUGAACUUGUGCUUGUUGUAAAUUAUAAUAUAAUUUAUUUAUAUAUCUCUCGUUAAUUGUGCAUUGCAAGAAAAUAUGGUUUAAAUCUCUAAUCGAAACAUUAUCACAAAAACAGACUGAUGAAUUAACUAUUCCUAAUUUGUGCAGAUGUGCCUCAUAUUUUCCGUGCCGAGUUUUUAAUCUGACGAUAGUAGAAAUAUCUUGCUUUGGCAGGUUAUAUUUAAAUAUGUAUUCAGGUGGCGGAGGAAGUUCUUGAUGUAAAUAAAAAUAUAAAUUUUUUGACAUACUUGUAAUAUUUUUCCAUUCUUUUUUCCAUAUUUUAUUUAUUCUAACUUUGACGUCAUUUAUUGCAUCUGUCGAUAAGCUGUGAGUUAGUAUCUCACCUUUUUUUAUUGCAUCUUUGGCCAACUCAUCCACUUUCUCAUUACCCAGUAUACCGGCAUGCCCUUUUGCCCAUAUAAAUACUACUUUAGACAAAUAAUUUUUUAUAUUACAUAAAAUUUUUGAUUUGUAUGAACUAAAAUCAGUAUUUUCAAUUGCAUAUAUUGCAGAUCUGGAGUCUGUUAUUAUCACAGCUUUUUCAAUAUCAUUCUCUUUGAUCCAUUCUAGAGCUUUUUCGAUGGCUAUAAUCUCAGCUGUAAAAAUACUACUAAUACUAGAUAAUUUGUAAUUAUUAUGUUGAUGGGUAUUUUGCACAUACAUAGCACACCCUACUCCUGUUUGAUUUUUAGGACCGUCUGUGUAAAUUACUGUGUAAUCCACAAAGUCGCUCAGUAUAGAUUUUACUAAAAUAUUAUUUAAAUGAUUUGAUUCUGUAUAUUUAGGAAUUAUGAUUCUUGGUUUUUUAUCAAAGUUUUAUACGGAAAUUUAUAAAUUGGUACUAAUUUACUGUUGUGUAAAUCUGUAGAAUUACUGGUUUCAACGAAUGCAUCUAUUACUGGUGGUGAAUUUUUUAUUCUCCAAUAUUUGCUAGUUAAGUUUUCCAUGUUUAAUAAAGCCAAAUUUGUUAGAAGGUCUGACUCAGUGUUUCUUAGCUUUAUGCAGUAUUUUUGAGCUAAAAAUUGUCUACGUAAAUUUAAUGUGAUUUCAUUACACUCCGCUAGCAUAACGUUUGUUGGAGUGGAUACCAUUGCACUUAACAUAAUAAUAUUCUCAAGCAUCUGUAUUGUAUCCUAUCUAAAAAUUUUAAGUUCGUAUUGCUUGCUGAUCCAUAUAUCCAACACCCAUAGUCCACGACUGACGGAAUACAAGCAUUGUAGAACAAUAAAGCUGUUUUGGGGUCUGCACCCCAUUUUCUGUUAGUAAUACACCUUAGUAUAUUUAUUUUUUUUUCACACUUACCUUUGAUGUAUUGAAUAUGUUUUGUCCACAGAAGUUUAUUAUCUAGUAGGUACUAUCCCUAGAUACUUAUACUGAUUCACCAUUGGUAUAGUACGCCCACUCGAGGUUACGUUUCCCGGUGCGCGCAACCUAUGCCUGGUGAAAAACAUAAUAUUGGAUUUUUCUGUGGACAUGGUCAUAUUAUUUUCAUUUGUCCAUUGUAUAAUAAUUUUAACUAUAUGCCUCAAUGACCAUAGACAGUCGUCGUAGGUUUUUUUGGUGGAGUAUAUACAGAUAUCAUCUGCAUAUUGUAAACAUUUAAUGUUUUCGUCAAACAAACUAUGAAUACUAGCAGAAUAUAAGUUGAAUAAUGUUGGACUUAAUACUGAACCCUGUGGCAGACCUUGAUUUACAAUUCUUGGUCCGUGUAGUAUAUUUCUAUGAUCUUUUAACCAUGCUGUACCUUUUUUAUUUUUAUACUUUGUAAGUAUAUAGUUGAAUGGGUCCGCCGAAUAACGUUGUAAGCACCACACCACUUGUUUUUAUUAAAUCGAAAAAUAAAUUUUAAAAUUAUAACAAUGACAAACUUAAACAUUUUAAGAGUUAGUAAUAAAGUUUGAAACUACAGAUUACAAACUGUAUUACUCACCCUUAAAAUAAUAAAUACUCACCCUUAAAAUAAAUAAAAUAAAUAAAUAAAAUGUAUAAACUCACCAUUAUCACAAAGACAGGCAAUGUGGCACUUACAACGUUAUUUCGGCGGACUCAUUCAGUUGUUUAGUUUAAAAAAAAUAUAUUUUUAAGGAAAUGGUUGGUAGGAACCUGAUAUUUCAUCUUACUACUAUUUCACUAUUUGCAAUAUACAGGGUGUAACGAAAAUACAGGUCACAAAUUUAAUCACAUAUCCUGGGACCAAAAAUAGUUCGAAUGAACCUAACUUACCUUAGUACAAAUGUGCAUAUAAAAAAAGUUACAACCCUUUGAAGUUACAAACUGAAAAUCGAUUGUUUCCAAUAUAUCGAAAACUAUUAAAGAUUUUUUAUUGAAAAUGGACAUAUGGCAUUCUUAUGACAGUAGCAUCUUAAGAAAAAAUUAUAGUGAAAUUUGGCCACCCUAUAAAAAUUUUAUGGGGAUUUAGUUCCUUUAAACCCCCCCCCCCCCCCCAAACUUUUGUGUACGUUCCAAUUAAAUUAUUAUUGUAGUACCAUUACUUAAACACAAUAUUUUUAAAACUUUUUUGGCUCUUAGUACUUUUUGGAAAAGUCAGUUUUUAUUGAGAUAUUUUGAAUAUUUGUCAAAUCCACCACAUAUUUGUAUAUGGUUAAGUACGAUUAUCGAGACUUGGUAAUAAUAUGAAAAUUUAUGUAUGAUUUACAUUUUUAGUUAUAUUUUGAACCGUCUAGAAACGAAGUCAUAUCUCGAUAAAAGGUGCCUUCUCGAAAAAAUACAAAGAGGCAAAAAAGUUUUAAAAACAUUGUAUUUAGCUAAUGGUACCCCAGUAAUAGUUUAAUUGGAGCGUACACAAACAUUUGGGGUGUUUAAAGGAACAAAACCCCCAUAAAGUUUUUAUGUAAACAUAUUAAAAAAGAAGCCGUAACUCGAUAAAAACUGCCUUAUCGAAAAAAUACUGAGCCAAAAAAGUUUUAAAAAUAUUAAAUUUAACUAAUGGUACCACAAUAAUAAUUUAAUUGGGACGUACAGAAAAGUUUGGGGGGGUUUAAGGGAGCAAAACCCCCAUAAAAAUUUUAUGGGGAGCACAAAUUUCACUAUAAUUUUUCUUUAAGGUGCUUCUACCAUAAGAAUGCUACAUAUCCAUUUUCCAUAGAAAAUCUCUAAUAGUUUUCGAUACAUUCGAAAAAAUCGAUUUUCAUUUUGUAACUUCGAAGGGCUAUAACUUUUUUUAUGUGCAUAUUUGUACUAAGGUAAGUUAGGUUCAUUCGAACUACUUUUGGUCCCAGAAUAUGUGAUUUAAUUUAUGACCUGUAUUUUUGUUACACCCUGUAUAUUAUGUUAAAUAUAAUAUAAACAAUAAAUGUAAAGUAACAUUUAUUUUGUUUUAUUUCACAAUUAUACCAGAUUCCCAAAUGCAUCUAUCUAGGGAUUGGUCAAGGUCAAACACAGUAAAAGUAAUUUAAUAAAAACAAAUCAAACUAAUAUCGUAGUGCAAGUGGUUUUAUUAAUCAUAAAUUAAUUAUAGGUAUAUACCUAAAUUAUACUUUAUAUAUUUAUAUGUAUAUACAGCACAACCAGAUUCACAUUGUAUUUGUGAUUUGGAUGUGCACUGUUGUUGACUUUCGGUUUUUCCAUAUUUUCUGAAUUUUAUUUUGGUACCGUGCAGGCAUUUUACUUGGCGAGACGUUACAAAAAUAAAAUUUAAAAAAAAUUUGGAAAAACCGAAUGUUAACACCAGUUUGCAUCCAAAUCUUAAAUGCAAAGUGAAACUGGUCGUGCUGUAUAUAAAUAUAUUAUCAUUUUUUGAAUGAGUUACAUAAAUGUGUAAAUAUAUUAUAUUGCCAGAAGUUUUCGGCAGCAUCCAUUAAGGUGGUAUGACACAAUGUUAAAAUUUAUAUAGUUUUUAGGUACAGUUACCGUCACUAUUUCAAAACCAAUCUUCAACUUAGGGGUAUGUACGUGAACUGUAGACUUUCUAUUUUAAUAGUAUCUAGUUAAAAUUUCCAAAGAAAGCAGUAUAUUUUUUAUAACUGUACUUAAAGGAGUCCAUGUCAUAACUUACUUAGUAACUUGCUAUAAAAAUUCGUUUUGCAUAAUAAUUUUUGAACUUGGGUGCAAAAUAACUACCAGAAACGAUUAACUAUGCAAAAAGCUUUAUUUUAAACAAAAUUUCAUUGUCCAUACUGCCAUAAUUUUUAAAUUAACUGUACCUAAAAGUAAAAAUUUUAGUUAAAAGCUGCAAUCUGGGGAUUUUGUUGAAAUUACAGCAAUAAGUUGGCAUUUUUCUAGUGAUAAAUUAGUUCCGCUGUCACUUAAUAGAUGAGAAGAUGAGUUCACGUGUCAUUUAGUAGAUGGCAGCAGUGAUGUAUUAAAUGGAGACAGAUGCGCGUUUGCCGGAUUUUAAGAAAAUCUACAAACAAUUGAAAACGAGUUUUGUAACCACGGAAAUACGAUGAAUCACGCGGUUUUGUUUAGAAAAGUGGCCCCACCCCCUCCCAGUACGCAUUUUGGACCUUGUUUGACUUUCACUUUCAAUCAUGAUUGUAUAACGUCACAGUGUCUUAACAAUACAAAUAUACAUUUUUUAUGCUUGAAACCGUGACGUUAUACGAAUGGUUGAAAGUUAAACGAGGUUCAAAAUGACUCCAAAGUGUUUACUGGGGGAUUAUACUAGUUUUGACAUAAUACAUAAAUAACAUCAGUAAGUUCUAGUAUGUUAUGUGGGGCGGAUCUAAAAACAAUUUCAGUUUUAUUCACUUGCAAAUUUAAUUUCUGGCAAAUUUAAUUUUUAUAGGGCCGAAAAUAAUGCAUUGUUCGGAUACAAUUAGCGUCUCUUUGUAAAGACGAUGACGUCGACAUUUUUACACACAUUACACAUGCCAAUGGCCAUUAGUAUUUGUUGAGGCAUUAUCCUAAUAAAAAAAUUGUAGACAAAACAAUAUUGUAUAAUCAUUGAUUAAUUUAUGUCAAAUAUUUCCGUAAGUGAAAAAAAAUAUUUAAAUUUACUGGAGUAAUAAUUAGAUAAACCGAUAUGCAGACGAUACAGUUGUGGUUGCUAGCAGUAUCGACAGGCCUGUCAUACCCGGGUACCUACAAAGAGCGAGUGAAAAAAGAGAUUUUAACCAUCAACAUAAAUAAAACAAAAAUGGACACUGGUGAGCAAAACUCAAAAACCUGCCAGACAAUUGAAAAUAAAAAACCAAUUCAACACGUAGAAGUAUAUGUAUACCUUGGAACAGUCGUCAACUAGAAAUGGGAUCAAACAACCGAAAUACGAUGUAGAAUUGAAAAGGCCAGAGCUACAUUUAACAUGAGAAAUAUAUUCAAUCAUUGCGACAUAUCUGUCCCACUAAAAAUACGGCUGCUAAAAUGCUAUGUAUUUCCAGUCUUGUUGUAUGGAGCAGAGACCUGGACAAUAACGGAAACAUUAUCGAAAAGGCUAGAGGUAUUCGAAAUGUGGGUGUACCGACUUAUCCUCAAAAUGUCCUGGACGACUCACAUUACCAACGUAGAGGUAUUGCGCUGAGGAGAAAACAAAAAUGAGAAAUCUGUUUCACAAUAGAAACGGAAACCUGAAUACCUCGAUCAUAUUAUGAGACAUGAUAAAUAUCGUAUACUGCCACUGACAAUACAGAGUAAAAUAGAGAGCAAACGUGGACCCAGAAGAAGAAGACACUCAUGACUUCAAAACUUACGCCAAUGGUUUGGACUAACGUGCCAAUGUCCGCAACGGACGAGGCACAUGAAGAAGAAGAAGAAGAAUUUAAAAUGAGAUAUUCUUCUCACGGUGCUUAUUCGUUCCGAAUGUUGGCGAUCAGCAUGGCUAUCCUAACUUUGCAUGUUGCUAUUCGGAAUAGUCUGUUUGUCGAUGUAGGUAUUGAACCAGUUUCUCAGAUAUAUUCUUCUUCUCCCUGGUCCUCUCUUCCCAAUACCUUGCCCUGAAGAAUGAGUAGCGGCAAUCUCUAUUCAUUCCUCAUAACAUGGCCAAGAUAUUCUACUUUGCGCUCUUUGAUAAUAAUGUGUGUUAAUAAUCUCGCAUUCCUUGCCCAUUCUACGUAAGACCUCAACAUUAGUCACACGACCCAUCCACGAAAUUCUUAAAAUGCGACUGUAUAUACCACAUCUUGAAUGCCUUGAGUUUUCUUAAAGAAGUUUCGGAAAGAGUCCAGGCUUCUACUCAGUAUAAUAAUCUAGAAAAUACAUAGGAUCUGAUAAUAGAAAUUUUGUUAACAAGUGGUAAAUG